AUCAGUCGCCAUGGCCAGAACCAAGCAGACCGCUCGUAAGUCCACCGGAGGCAAAGCCCCCAGGAAGCAGCUGGCCACCAAGGCCGCCCGGAAGAGCGCCCCGGCCACCGGCGGAGUGAAGAAGCCUCACCGCUACAGGCCCGGUACCGUGGCUCUGAGGGAGAUCCGCCGCUACCAGAAGUCCACGGAGCUGCUGAUCCGCAAGCUGCCCUUCCAGCGGCUGGUGAGAGAAAUCGCUCAGGACUUCAAGACCGACCUGCGCUUCCAGAGCUCCGCCGUCAUGGCCCUGCAGGAGGCCAGCGAGGCUUACCUGGUGGGGCUGUUCGAGGACACCAACCUGUGCGCCAUCCACGCCAAGAGGGUCACCAUCAUGCCCAAAGACAUCCAGCUGGCCCGCCGCAUCCGCGGGGAGAGAGCUUAGACCGUCUCCCCUGUAACCACAACGGCUCUUUUAAGAGCCACCAACAUCACCACUAAAGAGCUGCUUCCAGCAAUUUUAUUAAUAGUUGCUACAUUGUUGCAAAGGCAAGCACAACAUGAUUCCCUCAAUUAAUAGUUUAGCUCUUCAACUAUAAUUAAUAGGCUACAUCUAAUGAGCAGUAUAAGAUCUUAAACAUACACUAGUAUAAUUAGUUUUUAUAACCUGU
Molecule: messenger RNA, 647 nt
Organism: Cololabis saira (Pacific saury)
Lineage: Eukaryota; Metazoa; Chordata; Actinopteri; Beloniformes; Belonidae
Product: histone H3
Exons: 1
Coding region: 11-421 (136 amino acids)
Cellular component (GO): nucleosome
Molecular function (GO): structural constituent of chromatin; DNA binding; protein heterodimerization activity
Source: RefSeq, a predicted model, not a curated record